GGCGGCGGCGGCUCAGGCCGCGGCCCGGAACGGUAAACAGUGGGGUCACGUGACGCAGGCUUCGCUUUUACCCCCGCGCCGCCGCCGCAAGCCCAUGGCUGUGGGGUCUCGCACCGUAGCGCAGUCCUCACGAGGCGGGCGGUCCUCGGGCUCUGGGCGGCGGCGGCUGCAACGAGGAUAAAGAGGGCGGCGCAGAAGCCAGGAAGGUGUCGUCAGCAGCAGCCGCCGGACCCCGUGAAGAAAAGAGGCUGUGGCAGCGACGCCGACGUCCUGCGCGUACCCCCUCUCCGCGGCACCCACCGGGCCCCCUCCUCCUCCUCCUCCUCCUCCUCCUCCGCGGCGGCGGCGGCGGCGGCGGCGGCGGCGGCCAUCAUCUUCCUCUUGCUGCCAGUGGUAGCGCUCGUCUGGCGGAGCUGGGGUUGAAAGACACACAGAAGUCUUCAUGGAUAUAGUUGAUACAUUUAAUCAUUUAAUUCCUACUGAACACUUAGAUGAUGCCCUAUUUCUAGGAUCCAACCUGGAGAAUGAAGUCUGUGAGGAUUUUAGUACAAGUCAAAAUGUCUUAGAGGACUCGCUGAAGAACAUGCUCAGCGAUAAGGAUCCUAUGCUAGGAUCUGCAAGUAACCAGUUCUGUUUGCCUGUUUUGGAUAGCAAUGAUCCCAAUUUCCAGAUGCCUUGUUCAACAGUUGUUGGUCUUGACGAUAUUAUGGACGAAGGAGUUGUUAAAGAAAGUGGCAAUGAUACCAUUGAUGAAGAAGAACUGAUUUUACCUAACAGGAAUUUGAGGGACAAAGUAGAAGAAAAUUCAGUGAGAUCACCAAGAAAAUCACCUCGUUUAAUGGCACAAGAACAAGUAAGAAGUUUGCGACAAAGCACUAUUGCCAAGCGUUCAAAUGCAGCACCUUUAAAUAGCACAAAAAAAACAUCUGUGAAGACUGUAUCUGCCUCUAAAGCAGGGGGGAAACAACCAGAGAGGUGUCAGAUAAAAGAAGAAGCUUGUACAUCACCAAAGCCUGAGUACCAUAAAGAGAGCAGAAGGAGCAGUCGGCAUAUUGAACAAAUUGAAGUGGUACCAGAAAUAUCAGUGUCUUCAAGUCAUUCUUCAGUAUCAUCUUGCCUUGAAAUGAAGGAUGAAGCUGAAUUAGAUUCUAAGCAGAAGUGUAAUAAUCAGGGGAAAGCAAAUGUGCCAUCUCAUGAAUUAAAUUGUCCACUCCUUUCAGAGACUUGCGAUGGUAUCGAAGAAAAGAAAAAUGAAGCUCUGAUGGAAUGUAAAAUCAAGACUAAGACUGUUAGUAGCACAUCGUUUACAUUUUCAGAUAAAGAAGAACAUGAACAGAAUGAUUCUAUUGCGGAUAAAAUGGAUGAGACUAUUGCUGAAGAAAUGAGGACAAAGGAAAAAGUUGAACAAGAAUCAAAGGAAACAGUAAAAUUAUCUCAUGAAGAUGACCAAAUUGUUGAGGAACCUGCAUCUUCUGCUCUGUCUGGUGAUGCUGCUUGUACAAAUAAGACUGAAAAGAACCUUGUAGGUUUGUCUGGUUCUGGGGAUGAAGUACAAGAAUGUCAUUUGGAAUUGAAGAAUACCAUGGAAUCUGACAAAACUAGGAAUUCCCUUCAUAGAAAUGAAAUAGAACCAUUGGGUUAUUGUAAAGACAUAGAGUCUAAUCAUAAGCAGUUGGAGAACACUGAAUUUAACAAAUCAAACUUUGAGGUGGUUGAUACUAGUGCUUCAGAACCAGAAAGUAGUAUUGUAGGACAUGCUGUUUGUGAUGUGCCUGACCAAAGUUCAAAACAGUUGAAUGUCGUUGAAAGAAUUAAAAUAGAGUCUCAUGAAACAGCAAACCUUCAGGAUGACAGAAACAACCCGUCAAGUAGUGUUUCUUGCUUAGAGUCAAAAAACAUAAAAUCCAAACACAGAAAACUUGUAAUUCAUUCUAAGCAAAACAUGACCACAAAUACUCUGAAAAAACUUGUUGGAGCAAAGCAUGAAUUGAUGCAUAACAAAACUAAAGCUAGUGUCAAAAGUGUGAAACGAAAUGCUGAUGAACGAGAACCUCAACAAAAUUUUCAUAGGCCAGUCAAAGUGAGAAAAAAACAAGUUGAUAGGGAUUUAAAGAUUCAGAGUUGCAAUUCUGGGGUUAAGUCUGUGAAAAAUCAAGCUCAUUCUAUAUCGAAAAAAAUGCAAGAUCAAAAUUUAGUACAGAUUUCCAAACCUGUAACUCAUUCGUUGAGUGAUAAACCUCAUGGGGGUUGCUCUAAGGAGCCUCAUCAUCCUGCACAAACUGGACAUUUAUUACAUUCCUGCCAGAAACAGUGCCAUAAGUCCCAGCAGCUGGCUCCCACUGUGAAAACCAAUAGUCUUGUGAAGGAAGAGCUUGAACAUGCAGGUGGUACAGAGCAUUUUAAGGAGGAGGAUAAACUGAAACUAAAAAAACCUGAGAAGAACCUACAGCCCCGCCAAAGAAGGAGCAGCAAAAGUUUUUCUUUGGAUGAGCCACCAUUGUUCAUUCCAGAUAACAUAGCUACCAUAAAAAAAGAAGGCUUAGAUCAUAGCUCUUCAUUUGAAAGCAAAUAUGUGUGGACUCCGAGCAAACAGUGUGGGUUUUGCAAAAAACCACAUGGCAACAGAUUUAUGGUUGGCUGUGGAAGAUGUGAUGACUGGUUUCAUGGCGAUUGUGUUGGGUUAAGUCUAUCUCAAGCACAACAAAUGGGAGAGGAAGACAAAGAGUAUGUGUGUGUGAAAUGUUGUGCUGAAGAAGAUAAAAAGACUGAAAUAGCAGAUUCAGGUAUUUUGGAAAACCAAGCUAAAGUUGAAGUCCAUAGUGAAGACAAAACAAUGGAAUAUGAAAAGUUUGGAUUAUCAAAGCAUACAUCAACAAAUGACAAAACCAAGUAUAUAGAUGAUACAGUGAAGCACAAGGUCAAAAUUUUAAAACGGGAAUCUGGUGAAGGCAAAAACUCAUCAGACUGUAGAGAUAAUGAAAUGAAAAAAUGGCAGCUAGCUCCCCUUCGAAAGAUGGGACAACAAGCAUUACCUCGGAGAGCCUCAGAAGAAAAAAAUGAAAAAAUGCCAAAAGAUUCUACAAGUGUUUGUACAGGAGAAAAAGCAUCAAAACUAGGUGCUCAAGAGAAGCAAGAGAUAAAGAAGAAGAAAACUGAAAAAGGAGUAUCCAAUGUGCAUCCACCCACUGCUGCUACUGCCAAGCCUUCUGCAGAUCAGAUCAGACAAAGUGUCAGACAUUCUCUCAAAGACAUUCUUAUGAAAAGACUUACAGACUCAAAUUUGAAGGUACCAGAGGAAAAGGCAGCAAAAGUUGCCACAAAAAUUGAAAAAGAGCUUUUCUCUUUUUUUCGGGACACAGAUGCUAAAUAUAAGAACAAAUAUAGAAGUUUGAUGUUCAAUCUGAAAGAUCCUAAAAACAAUAUAUUAUUUAAAAAAGUACUGAAAGGAGAAGUAACCCCUGAUCAUCUUAUAAGAAUGAGUCCAGAAGAACUAGCUUCUAAGGAGUUAGCUGCUUGGAGACGAAGAGAAAACAGACAUACCAUAGAGAUGAUUGAGAAAGAGCAGAGAGAAGUGGAAAGACGACCAAUCACAAAAAUAACUCAUAAAGGUGAAAUAGAAAUUGAGAGUGAUGCUCCAAUGAAAGAACAGGAUGCAGCCAUGGAGAUUCAGGAACAUGCAGGUAAUAAGUCAUUAGAAAAGACCGAAGGAUCUGAAAAACAAAAAGAAGAGAUUGACUCCAUGUCUAAAGAUACCACUAGUCAACACAGACAACAUCUUUUUGAUCUUAACUGCAAAAUUUGCAUAGGGCGAAUGGCACCACCUGUAGAUGAUCUUUCUCCGAAAAAGGUGAAAGUUGUUGUUGGAGUAUCUCGUAAACAUUCAGACAAUGAAGCAGAAAGUAUAGCAGAUGCGUUGUCUUCAACCUCGAAUAUUUUGGCUUCUGAAUUCUUUGAGGAAGAGAAACAGGAGUCUCCAAAGUCUACAUUCUCUCCUGCUCCACGUCCAGAGAUGCCUGGAACUGUUGAAGUUGAGUCUACGUUCCUAGCUCGAUUGAACUUCAUCUGGAAAGGUUUUAUCAACAUGCCUUCUGUGGCAAAAUUUGUUACCAAAGCCUACCCAGUGUCUGGUUCCCCUGAGUACCUGACAGAGGAUCUACCAGAUAGUAUUCAAGUAGGUGGCAGGAUAUCACCUCAGACUGUUUGGGAUUAUGUGGAAAAAAUUAAAGCAUCUGGAACCAAGGAAAUUUGUGUGGUUCGCUUCACACCCGUAACUGAAGAAGAUCAAAUUUCUUAUACUUUGCUGUUUGCAUACUUCAGUAGCAGAAAGCGCUAUGGGGUAGCUGCUAACAACAUGAAGCAGGUUAAAGAUAUGUACCUUAUUCCUUUGGGUGCCACAGAUAAAAUACCACAUCCACUUGUGCCUUUUGAUGGACCUGGGCUCGAACUGCAUAGACCUAAUCUGUUGUUGGGCUUAAUUAUUCGUCAAAAACUGAAGCGGCAACAUAGUGCUAGUGCCAGUGCCAGUCAUACUGCGGAGACCUCUGAAAGUGUACCGAUAGCAUUGCCACCUGAGAAAAAAAGUAAAAUAGAAGUUUCCACAGAGGAAGGACCAGAGGAAGAAAAUGACUUUUUUAAUUCUUUUACGACUGUAUUACACAAGCAGAGAAAUAAGCCUCAGCAAGCUCUUCAGGAAGACCUUCCAACAGUAAUGGAACCUUUAGUGGAAGUCACCAAACAGGAGCCCCCAAAACCUUUAAGGUUUCUUCCUGGGGUAUUGAUUGGCUGGGAAAAUCAGCCUUCUACUAUGGAAUUAGCAAAUAAACCUCUCCCUGUGGAUGAUAUACUUCAGAGCCUUCUGGGCACUACUGGUCAAGUAUAUGAACAGGCUCAGUCAGUGCAAGAACAAAACACUCUUAAAGAAAUUCCAUUUAUAAAUGAGCACGCCAACCCCAAAGCAGAGAAAAUAGAUAAAGUAGAAGCAACCGAUGGUGAAGCUAAGGAGUUAAAGGUUAAAGUAGAUAAUCUUGCAGAACCUACAGGUAAUUCAGGACUAAUAGGAGAAGAAACCUCAGUAAUGGGGCCCUCCUCUGUUUCUCCUGGACCUUUGACCAGUCUUAGUCUCAGAGGUAAACCACCCGAUGUUUCUACAGAAGCAUUCCUAACAAAUUUAUCAAUUCAGUCAAACCAAGAGGAAACUGUGGAGAGUAAAGAGAAAACAUUAAAAAGACAGCUGCUGCAAGAUCAAGAGAAUAAUUUGCAAGAUAAUCAGACUUCAAAUAAUAGUUCUCCAUGCAGGUCGAAUAUAGGAAAAGGAAACACAGAUGGUACUGUGAGUUGCAGUGAAAACCUUGUUGCGAAUAUGGCAAGGUCCCCACAGUUUAUCAAUCUGAAAAGGGAUCCUAGGCAAGCGGCAGGACGAAGUCAGCAGGUAACUGCUUCAGAAAGCAAAGAUGGAGAUAGUUGCGGGAAUGGAGAAAAGCACACCCCGCCUGGUCUGUCACAAAAGGAGCACUUAACAGAACAAAUCAAUAUAGAGGAAAAAGUGUCUUCUGUAGAGAAGAACUCAAGUGUUCAGCAGAGUGAUAAUUCAGGGGUUGCACAAAACUCAGCAUCAAUAGAAGACACUUCUCAAAUAGAACAAGCAAAACCUGUAGAGGACAAUAUUUUAAUGCAAAAUAUUGAAACUGUGCACCCAUUUCGAAGAGGAUCGGCAGCAACGUCUCAUUUUGAAGUGGGAAACACGAGUCAGUCAGAAUUUCCUUCUAAAAGCAUCAACUUCACUUCUAGAAGCACCAGUCCCAGAACAAGUGCAAACUUUCCACCCAUGAGGCCACAGCAACCCAACCUUCAGCAUCUCAAGUCUAAUCCCCCUGGAUUUCCAUUUCCAGGGCCUCCUAAUUUCCCCCCACAAAGCAUGUUUGGAUUUCCACCACAUUUGCCUCCCCCAUUACUUCCCCCUCCAGGCUUUGGCUUUGCUCAAAAUCCCAUGGUUCCCUGGCCACCUGUUGUUCAUCUGACAGGCCAGCCUCAGCGUAUGAUGGGUCCUCUUUCACAAACAUCAAGGUAUAUAGGCCCACAAAAUUUUUAUCAGGUUAAAGACAUUCGAAGGCCAGAAAGGCGCCAUAGUGACCCUUGGGGUAGGCAAGACCAACAGCAACUGGAUAGGCCAUUUAAUAGGGGCAAAGGGGAUCGACAGAGAUUUUAUAGUGAUUCACACCACUUGAAAAGAGAGCGACAUGAAAAGGAAUGGGAGCAAGAAUCCGAAAGGCAUAGACGCAGAGACAGAACCCAGGACAAGGACAGAGACAGAAAAAGCAGGGAGGAAGGGCACAAAGAUAAAGAGAGGGCACGGUUAUCACAUGGUGAUCGAGGAUCAGAUGGAAAAGCAAGCAGAGAUAGUAGGAAUGUAGACAAAAAACCUGAGAAACCUAAAAAUGAAGACCAUGAAAAGGACAAAGAACGAGAGAAAGGUAAACAUAGAGAAGGAGAAAAGGACAAAGAUAGGUACCACAAAGAUAGGGACCACACUGACAGAGCUAAAAGCAAAAGGUAAAAUAUGCGGGCUGCUUCCAGAUUACAUUUAAGUCAAUGUUAAAUGUUGUAUCUUUAGAACUUUAUGAUUGCCUGCUAGGAUUGUGCCAUCUUUCAAAUUUUUAAUGUUGGUGGUUUGCAGAACCAUAAACUCUGUGUGUUGGUGCAGAGUGCUCUGUACCAGUGCUAAUCAUCCCUCCUUUGUACCAACUGUCUCUAGUAAUAGGAAUUUAAUAUUUUUAAAAGUUUUACAUUGCUGUAUAUUCAAAGAUUUGUUUUAUUAAUAUACAAUAAAGGCUUAGAAAUUUUAGUUUUAUUCCUUAAUUGGUAAAUAUGGUUAACUAUGGAAUAUAUUUACUGCCUCUAGUGAAUGUUCUUUAUAUGACUAAUUUGAGAGUAAUGUGUGAUCUGUAAGUUUGUUUUAAAUUGCACUGUUUUUAAAGAAACUAUAGAGAAGCAAGAAAAAGGCAAGCGACUUCAUAACCAGAUUAUAUUAAUCAGUUUCUUGAGCAUUUUUUGACCAAGAAUGAGAAUCCCAAGGAGUACAUUUACUGCUUUAAUCUGCACUCAUUGAAGGCAUUUAUUAUCAUAUAUACUACAGCUUUGUGGUAGGCCAUUAUUUUCCUUUUCUUUUUUGGCUCUUCAGAAACUUGAAUACUUAAGCUUGUACAUGAUAUUGUGUUUUGCUAUCCUUUUUACUGUAAAAUGUAAAUAUUUUAAGGGAUAUUUUGAUUCUAAAUACGAUAAAAGAAUUUCUCACCUAUUUUGUGUGUGUGACUUGAAAUUCAGUAGUAAAAGAAUUUCUUCUUUAAAGCUUUAAUAACCUUCAGACAUUGUUUUUUUUACUCAGCCAAGAACAUACAUAUAAGCAUAACUAUGUGUCAGGCAUUAGAUGAGGAGGAAACUGAUUUCUUUGUCUUAAGUUAUAGGCUGUUGAUAAAAAUCAUGUAGUUCUGAAGAGGCUAGAAUUUAGAACUACCAGUGAAAAACUGCAGCUGUAGCCCACUUUAUAGAAAUGUUUCUGAAGACUUGAUACUAUCAAAAUUUGGUACACUGACUAAUCAUUGUAAGACCACAGAACUUUUAUUUACAAGAAACAUUGUGGAUCUCUUUGUAAAAUGUGUAAUUAACCCUAAUUUUUUUGGUGGGGGGAUGGUAACUGCAAUUUCAUAUGCUGGCUUUGCUUCAAAUGCAAAGCACAUGGAGGCUAUUGUUAAUACAAAUCUAAAUUUAUUUCCAAUGUAACUACAUACUGUAUUGAUACAAUUUAAAACAAUGGCUACCAAAUGAUAUUAGCACUUGAGGCCAAAAAAAGAGGAGAGAAAAGCUAGUAAUUUACCUUGUCUAUAUUAAUGAAGAAAAAUAAAAAAUGGCUUCACAAAAUUAAGAGGUAAUAAUAAUGUUUGGUUUCCUAAAAAGUCUAAGGAUUAGAGUUAAAAAUACAUUUUGAAAUGGAAUCAGCUUUGUUAUUCUCACUGGAGAGAUAAGGAAUGGAAAUUUAAAACCAUACAUUUUGUCUAAUUUUAACAAAUUGCAUCUUUUUUUUUGUCAUCCUUAUCACCUCUGACAUUUUUUAUCAUAAAAGUUCUGAAACAGAGGACUUGUAUUUAAAUAAAAUUUGUUUAAUUUUGGUCUACUUUUUUUUUUUUAAUGAACUUAUUAGAAAGCAGUCUACAAGCAAACAAACCGUCAGUGGGUCAUCUUUUACACCAUUAUAAAGAAAUUGUUACCAGGAUUCCUUCCAUCUCACCCACCCCCUGUUUCAAAAAAAACCCCACC
Pteronotus mesoamericanus is the source of this 8310-nucleotide messenger RNA. RefSeq names its product PHD finger protein 3 (gene PHF3). The record is from RefSeq and is a predicted model, not a curated record. The coding region runs from base 443 to 6553 and encodes 2036 amino acids. Lineage: Eukaryota; Metazoa; Chordata; Mammalia; Chiroptera; Mormoopidae. Gene Ontology annotation, biological process: DNA-templated transcription. The transcript has 16 exons.